Messenger RNA from Paramecium tetraurelia, 369 nucleotides. RefSeq lists its product as uncharacterized. The record is from RefSeq and is a predicted model, not a curated record. Lineage: Eukaryota; Ciliophora; Oligohymenophorea; Peniculida; Parameciidae. The transcript has 2 exons.
AUGUCAUCAUCCUUAACACCAACAACUGAGGAAUUAUAUGAUUCAUUGAAACUAACAGACAUCGCUAAGUCCAAUUAAUCAACAGAACCCUCGCCCAGAAAAUAUGUCAAAGUAAUUUCAUAAUUAAACCAACAACAGAUAGAAGAUUAUGUGGAUGUCCCUUUAGAAAUUGCAGAUUCAUUUACUGUAAAUAAAAAUAUCCUUCCUAUCCCCUUGAAAUAACCGAUAUAACCUGCGGCAGUUUCAUCUCAAGGCCAAAGAAUUCUUAUUAAUCCAAAACUGAAAAUUAAAAUGCUGAAUCUUUACAUCUCACAAGCUAUUAUUCAAGAGGAGGACAAUAUUUUUAAUUGCACUCAAUUACAGAAAUGA